Messenger RNA from Colletotrichum karsti, 1563 nucleotides. RefSeq lists its product as uncharacterized. The coding region runs from base 1 to 1563 and encodes 520 amino acids. The record is from RefSeq and is a predicted model, not a curated record. The transcript has a single exon. Lineage: Eukaryota; Fungi; Ascomycota; Sordariomycetes; Glomerellales; Glomerellaceae.
AUGGUAAUCGACUACGAAAUGCUUGUCUGGCGACAGACCACACAGCAUGAGUGGGAGCGCGAUCUUGAUGAGACGGAGCGUUAUUGGGAACAGGUCGGCUGGCUUCAUGAUAUCAACGGUCGGCGGCCCUUCGAAGUCACUGGGCACGUAUCGUUGGAGAUCGAGACGGACUCAACUACGACCGAAGGCGCUGAGCGGGAGGUCCAUUACGCUAUGGUGCAAGCAUGGUGUGCCAUCCGGCAGGACCACCCGACCAUCGCAUCCUGGGUAGACUACAACUUUGAUUCCGACAGAUUCACCAAGAAAUACUCAGCUAUCAGGAAUGAGAAGGAGAGAAAGGAAUGGAUACGGUCAACUUUGGUAUUCAUCGACACACAUUCUUCUGGUGUCGAGUUCGCCAACUCGGAUCCACCAACCCCGGAGUUACCGACCAUGUUCGUGGUCACUCGUUCUUCUGUCGGCGCUGAAAGUGCAAGAAACACGUGCGUCAGGCGUGACUUAGUAUUUCGAGGUUCUCACUCCAUUAUCGACGGUACAGGAACUCUUCUACUACUGGGAAACUUUCUUCGCCAUUUGUCACAGGCUCUCGACCGCGGUUCUGACUACAGCCUAUCACCACCACUAGAUGGUUCCGAAACCGCCAACCUGAGUCCCCCGUAUCGGAUCGCCGCAGCAGUUCCACCAUCUCCGCCUUCAGAUAUUCAAGAGAGAAUCAGCUUGAUGCACGAACAGCACAUGUAUUUUGGCAAGGGUAUCGGCUUCAGUCGACUGCCUCAACUGCCGUUAUCGUUCCGCAACAAGACCACUCAAGUGCCUGGGAAACACCAACGUGUUGAGAUUGUCAUCAACCAGGCUUCCGUCGCCAAGCUGUUGGUAGUCUGCAAGAGUCUUGGGGCUACAGUCACCCACGUCUUUCACGCUGCGAUCCCUCUCGUUCUCAGAAAUCGGCUAGAAAAGCCGGCGGAACCAACGAGACUCAAGCAUGUUUUUGAUCUCCUCAUCAACGAACGCCCUUUCUGCAAGGAUCCUUACAGCACACCCGCACAUGCUGUAUCGGCCUACCACUCGGGAUCGUCAAGAGGCUCUACGGUGGAGAUCGAUGUGCCGUCCGCUGCAUCGAAGCCAAGCGAUCGAGAGGGCUGCAAAGAGGAGUUCCUGCGCGUUCUUUCAGACGUUCAAGAGUUGUAUUUGUUUGUGCGCAAUGACAAGCAACAGGGCCAACUGGCACCUCACAUUUGGGCCGGCUUCUUAGGGGGUUUGCCCAAACCUCCUAAGAAGCCUCUACCAGGGCCUCCGCCUCGGGAAUUUCCCUCCGCCUCCAUGUCGAGUCUGGGGCAGGUGGAUGCCAUCAUACCGCCACUCUUGGGCCGGAUCGAGACGUACAGACCGUGGGUCACAGGUGAUGAGAUGUCGAAUGGGUACGGUUGUUUCUUGAUCACGCACCGCGGCGAGUUGAGUCUGGCGGCUGCGUACAACGACGCUUGGCAUGAAGCUCAAGAUGUUUUGGGUUUUCUGGAGGAGUGCAAGUGUUUGGUUUUUGAGGCUUUGGAUAUCGACGAUUAA